AUGAAAUUAAAAAUUCUCUAUGAGAUUAAUACUUCUAACAACAUUGUAUUCAAAAACAUUGGUACACCAAGGCAAAUCAACGACAAUCUGGCAAAUCUGCGAGAAUUGGACACGAAGGGCGAGCCAUAUCUUUUGAACGGCACCUAUCGUGAACAAAGAAUUCCAUUCCUACUGAUGAAGAUCAUAGCUUUGAAGAAGCAGCAUUUGGCAAUUAGCGAGACAGUACAGAAGCUAAAAAUGGUCUUUACUUUGCAACUUCUUUCUACGAUAGUUAUGACUUUCACUCAAAUCACCUUCAAUCUGUACUUUUACUUAAUGCAAAUAAAAGGAGAUGUGUCUAUGAGCAAUCAGGAAAGACAGAUGUAUGACAUUGCUUUUGUUACAGUUGUAACAUAUUUGUCUACAAAAUUAAUGUUGAUAGUAUGGGCUUGUGAGACCGGCAAGAAUCAAGCUAUGGAGAUCAACAGCACCGUUCACGACGUGUUCAACAGCACCAGCAAUCAGCAAAUAAAAUACGAGUUACAGCUAUUUUCUUUGCAAUUAUCGCAUUGUGAAAAUACAUUCUCCGCAAAAGGGCUUACCGUGGACGCUACGCUCCUCACUAAGAUG
Temnothorax curvispinosus is the source of this 609-nucleotide messenger RNA. Its product is annotated as putative gustatory receptor 28a. Gene Ontology annotation, biological process: sensory perception of taste. The transcript is spliced from 4 exons. The record is from RefSeq and is a predicted model, not a curated record. The annotation marks the transcript as partial. Lineage: Eukaryota; Metazoa; Arthropoda; Insecta; Hymenoptera; Formicidae. Gene Ontology annotation, cellular component: membrane.